This is a messenger RNA of Coccinella septempunctata (seven-spotted ladybird), 903 nucleotides long. RefSeq names its product THAP domain-containing protein 1-like. Bases 327 to 893 code for a protein of 188 amino acids. Gene Ontology annotation, molecular function: sequence-specific DNA binding. NCBI's taxonomy places the organism in Eukaryota, Metazoa, Arthropoda, Insecta, Coleoptera, Coccinellidae. The record is from RefSeq and is a predicted model, not a curated record. The transcript has 3 exons.
CAUUGUCCGGAGAAUGAGAUGCAAAGCUUUUGGGCCUUGUCAAAAGAUUGAGGUUAAUCUUUGUUUACGUGCGUGAAUAUCGUGAAAUAAAUAUUUACUUUUUUGCGUUUCUAGCUCUCGAUAGUGGUUGUUUGUAGUGAUUUCUGUGAAGUGACUUGCGGUUGUUUGAGUGUUAAUAAAGUGAAGAUUAUUGUUCAUUAGUUUUCAGCUUUCGGCAGUAGUUGAAGUGAUUUCGGUGAAGUGGUGUAGAAUUUUCAUAGUUUUAUCAUUACUGUUCUUUUUUUCACUCUUUCACUUUUUAUAUUUUCAGGAAGUAGUAAGUAAUCAUGCCUUGGAUUUGUGCUGCAUUCAAUUGCAAGGCUCGAUAUAAGAAAGGCGAAAAUUUGAAAUUUCAUUCCUUUCCGAAGGAUGAAAUAUUAAGGAAAAAAUGGACUUUAGCUUUGAGGAGAAUAAAUUUUAACCCGUCAGCUAGUUCAAAAAUUUGCAGUAGGCAUUUCAAGGACGAGGAUUACUUGAAAAAUGCCUAUGGCAAUAAUGUCCUUAAGAAGGAAGCAAUUCCAUCGGUUUUCGAUUUCCCAAAUCAUUUAGGGAAAAAGGAAAUCCUCAGAAAAUCCUCAAUAAAGAAAAAAGUUGAAGAAAUAGAUCCCGAAUCAAUCGAUACUCCAUCCAUUCCUGAAGAGAGUUUAGGUGUAGUGAAUAUUUCACAACUGUGUGCUCCUGCAGCCACAGAUAACAGAGUAGCUACAGUUAUAGCUUCUCAGGAACUAUCGAUUCACAAACCUAGAGAUAAUGACUUGGAGGUUGGAAUAAGUAGUAGAAAAAGGAAAUCAACAAGUUUAAAUAUUCAACCUAUCCACUGGCCCUUUCACAACCAAAAAAUAUUAGUUGUCUAAUUCCACACAU